Molecule: messenger RNA, 2368 nt
Organism: Hirundo rustica (Barn swallow)
Lineage: Eukaryota; Metazoa; Chordata; Aves; Passeriformes; Hirundinidae
Gene: SHISA2
Product: shisa family member 2
Exons: 2
Coding region: 1-849 (282 amino acids)
Biological process (GO): negative regulation of Wnt signaling pathway; negative regulation of fibroblast growth factor receptor signaling pathway
Cellular component (GO): endoplasmic reticulum
Source: RefSeq, a predicted model, not a curated record
AUGCGGGGCUGGCUGCUGCUGGCGGCGCUGGGCUGGCUGCUGCCGGCGGGGGCCGCGGCCAGCGGCGAGUACUGCCACGGCUGGCUGGACGGGCAGGGCGGCUGGCGGGACGGCUUCCAGUGCCCCGAGCGCUUCGACGGCGGCGACGCCACCAUCUGCUGCGGCAGCUGCGCCCUCCGGUACUGCUGCUCCAGCGCCGAGGCGCGCCUCGACCAGGGCGCCUGCGACAACGACCGGCGUCAGGGCGGCGGCGAGACGGGCCGCCCCGGCAAGGACGGCCCCGACGGCGCGGCAGUGCCCAUCUACGUGCCGUUCCUUAUCGUGGGAUCCGUAUUUGUCGCCUUCAUCAUCUUGGGGUCACUGGUGGCAGCCUGCUGCUGCAGGUGCCUGCGGCCCAAGCAGGAGCCCCAGCAGAGUCGAGCCCCUGCGGGCACCCGCCUGAUGGAGACGAUCCCCAUGAUCCCAAGUGCCAGCACCUCCCGGGGCUCCUCCUCCCGCCAGUCGAGCACGGCCGCCAGCUCCAGCUCCAGCGCCAACUCGGGGGCCCGAGCUCCGCCGACGAGGUCCCAGACCAACUGCUGCUUGCCAGAAGGGACCAUGAAUAACGUCUACGUCAACAUGCCCACGAACUUCUCGGUGCUGAACUGCCAGCAGGCCACGCAGAUCGUGCCGCACCAGGGCCAGUACCUGCACCCGCAGUACGUGGGCUACGCCAUGCAGCACGACUCGAUGCCGCUGACCCCGGUGCCCCCCUUCCUGGACGGCCUGCAGGGCGGCUACAGGCAGAUCCAGUCCCCCUACCCGCACACCAGCGGCGAGCAGAAGAUGUACCCGGCUGUGACUGUGUAGUGCUGCCGCCUUCCCAUCCCCGCCCAGCCGAUUUUAAUAUCUGAACUGAAGAGAGGAGAAAUACUUCCUUGGAACAAAGCUCCCAGAACGCCACUUGUAAAUAAUUUUGAAAGGCUCAUGCAUGUCAGACAGUGUUUAUAAACCAUUUAUUUUCAUCGGGGUCCGUUGCCAGGAACUGUAGGGAUGAUAUCUCGGAAUUAACGUUGCCAGAUACGCUCUCAUUCCAGCGCGUGAUUUACGGUGGCGAAGGAUUACGCUGGAAAUGCAUGUGUAUUUCAGAUCACUGUACUCGUGAGAUAAAUGUCGGAGCCGUUAAGUGCCCUUCAGGUAUGACAUGGUCACAAGUAUUUGCCUAAUUAAUUCUAGAAAGAGUUCUGUUACACUGUACGAGACCGCAGUACUUCAGAAACCUCUCCGCUCCCAACUCCAUAAUGAUGUUUCCCGUUGCUUUACAGACAAUCACAACCGAGAGCCGAACAGUGCAAUCCCUGUGUGCCAGGAGCUGGUACCAGCCCCAGUGGCUUCUUACACACACCAGCUCUGGGGUGGAAUGCCACCAGAGGCUUGGUCUUGCAAAGACCAAUUUUCUUUGUAUUAUGUAGGAAUUAGAAGAGUGAAUUAUUCUGCUCUUCUUUCCAGUGCACUUGAAACCCUUCUUGUUUUGCUUUUGUGUCAAGAUCAGGACCCAGCAGUGGUUUGCACAGACUUUAUCUUUGUGAACGUUUUGCUAAAACCAGGGUACGAGGUGGUUGCUCUUUGUGACACUGAGCAAAGCUUUCAGUACAGCUGGCAGCGUCUGAACCGAACCUGCCUUGGCAGAGAAAGGUCAGACUGUGAUUUCCAAACAUGCCUGAUUUAACCUCACUUCCCAUGAAACAGGAAAGCUGUGUGAAUAUACCCACAAAGGUGUCAGCCCCAAAGCCUGCUUGUAUCGGAGUCUGCCUGUAGAAAAAUGGACUUUAUCUUGUCCCCCAUGAGCCCGUUCCAAGUGUCCUGCCCUACCCCCUGGGAGUGGGAGAGCAUUACACAGAACCCAGCUGGGGUGUGACUGGGUUGGUGGAGGUUUGAAAUCCAUCCUCUUUUCUUCUUUACCCUUGUGGGCAGGGGACUAGGGAGGCACAGCUGUAUUUGAAAUAAGGAAAAAGCCCAACCAAAGGACAAAGGUGCUUGUGGUGUCACAGGGGUCAUGAAGGUGUUGGGAUGCAGUCAGGAGGGAUGUUUUAUAGUGGAGCUGUUGGCUCCAUCCUGCUUUGCUUCAUCUGGGGAAAACACCUCUCCAGGUUGAAGAGGCACCAAACAGAUAAUUCUAAUUGUAUCACCCCAAAUGCAGCAAACUAAGGCUGGUUUCGUGUCUUAAAAAAUGUAGCCUCUGGAUUUCCAUCCAUUUGCUCCUCAGCCGAAAUAGUGCAACAGAAGACUUGAGGCCCUGUGCAAAACCCAAGCAAUUACUGUAACCAGACCAGUGAUGACAAAAGGUUUCUUAUUGUCUGAUACUGUAUCAAUAUGUAGCAAUAACUGU